Molecule: messenger RNA, 3808 nt
Organism: Vanessa atalanta (red admiral)
Lineage: Eukaryota; Metazoa; Arthropoda; Insecta; Lepidoptera; Nymphalidae
Product: chorion peroxidase-like
Exons: 13
Coding region: 47-3490 (1147 amino acids)
Biological process (GO): response to oxidative stress
Molecular function (GO): peroxidase activity; heme binding
Source: RefSeq, a predicted model, not a curated record
CGAAACAUUUACUGAUUCUGAUGUCAAAAUCCCUGAUGAAAACGUGAUGGCGGUUUCUUCGCCAAAUGAACCUUUCGCAGAUGAUGAUGACGAUGACGAUGUUGAUUUAGAUGAUGAUACGGACUACGAAGAAGCUUAUGAUGAAAAUACCCCGAAUAAUAGUUCCAAUGAAAGUACAAAGGAUGUGUUGGAAGCGGCUGAUUACGGAUUACAGAUGAUGCAUGAAUUGUAUGGUGUAUUCGAGCCAAAAUUAUAUUCAAUGGGAUUAAUGUUGAACGAGAAAGAUCCGGCACGCUACGUGGCGGCUUUCAACGCACCUUCGGAAGAGAUCGCCAAAUAUUCCAGAUAUGGCUACGCAUCGCUGCAAGCUGCUUCUAGACUGAGACAACUAACAAGUAACAAUGGUGAUCGUCUGGAGAGUCGCACGGAAGAAAGCCUGUUUCCAGGCGCAAGCGCACUGCGGCAGUCAUCUUUAUUGGAGCAGUGCCCACUACGCGGACCCCCUAAAUGCCCACCUGCUUCUAAAAGAUAUCGCACACACGAUGGUACGUGUAACAACCUCAACCGUCCAAGAUGGGGCGCCACCAUGACACCAGUUCAACGUUUCCUACAACCAGUUUAUUCUGACGGCAUCCAAGCACCGCGCAAAUCAUUCUUCGGUACCACUCUCCCAUCAGCAAGAGAAAUUAGUGCAUUAAUUCACGAAGACAAAAACGCUGAAAACCCUGGCAUAACGCAUUUACUGAUGCAGUGGGGCCAGUUCUUGGAUCAUGAUGUAACAUCCUCCUCCCAAUCGAGAGGAUUUAACGGAUCAGUGCCUAGGUGUUGUAAGGAUGGUGGAAGAGAUUUUAUACCUAAGGAACUUAUGCACCCAGAAUGCAUGCCUAUUGCCGUUCCACCAUCGGAUCCAUUCUACGGUCCAAGGGGUGUUCGUUGUCUGGACUUUGUGCGUUCAUCCCCAGCUCCUCGAGAUGACUGUGCACUGGGGUGGCGUGAGCAGUUUAACCAAGUAUCCGCGUACAUAGACGGUUCCCCGCUAUAUGCCAGCUCUGCUAGACAAUCGGACAAACUUAGGCUGUUUAGGAAUGGGAUGUUGCAAUACGGACGUGUCCAGCAGCGCCGACCGCUGUUGCCGCCGGACCGCGACGAGCUGUGUCGCGGGGGAGCGGUCUCCACCGAUUGCUUCAAGUCUGGUGACGCGCGCGUCAACGAGCAUCCCGGCCUCGUCGCAGCUCACAUCGUCUGGCUAAGACAGCAUAACAGAAUGGCUCAAGAGCUCGCGCAUUUAAAUCCCCAUUGGAGCGAUGAAAAAAUCUAUCAGGAGACACGCAAGAUUGUAGGCGCCAUGGUUCAACACAUCACCUAUAGAGAAUUUCUACCUAUUGUUCUAGGGUCUGAAGUAAUGCGGCUAUUUGAACUGGAACUACAACAAAAGGGCUUCUAUCGUGGCUAUAGCCCAAAAAUCAGCGCAAGCCCAGCUAGUUCCUUUGGAUCUGCUGCUUUUCGCUUCGGACACAGCCUCGUGCAGUCUUCGUUUGUUCGCUUUGACAGGUUUCAUCAUCCCCUUAACAACAAUGUUUCUCUCCACGAUGAACUAACAAACCCAUCUAACAUCUGGAGUAUGGGCGCCGUCGAUCGCCUCCUCCUUGGCAUGGUUAACCAACCAAUUCAGAAACGCGAUGAAUUUAUUACCGAGGAGUUAACAAAUCAUCUGUUCCAAACUCCUCACUUUAGUUUCGGUAUGGAUUUGGCGGCUAUCAACAUCCAAAGAGGGAGAGACCAUGGAGUCCCACCAUACACAUCUUGGAGAGAACCCUGUGGGUUAUCAGCUAUAAGUAACUUUGAAGAUCUGUUUAGAAUCAUGCCAGCAAGAGUUGUUAGGAAACUGAAGGUUUUAUAUAGACACGUAGACGACAUUGACCUAUUUACUGGUGGCAUGGCGGAACGCCCUGUGGUUGGAGGUUUAGUGGGACCGACAUUUGCCUGCAUUAUAGCUCAACAAUUUUCCAAUUUGCGGAAAGGUGAUCGUUUUUGGUAUGAGAACGGAGGGUUUGAAUCAUCGUUCACGCCAGCACAGUUGCAACAGAUACGCAGGAUAUCUUUAGCACAAGUUCUUUGUCGUACAUUAGAUUCUAUUGACAACAUUCAACCUUUCGCUUUUCUUUCUCCUGACAACCCUGACAAUGAACGAAUAUCAUGCCGUAAUGGACUGCUAAAUAAUUUUGAUUUAUCUCCCUGGAUUGAAAUACAUUCAGACUCAAGUAAUGACGUCCGAAAAUCCGAUGAAGAUGUACCCGUUACUACUAAGCCUAGAAGAACUAAGCCCACCACUUCUGGACCUAUGACAACUACUAGAAAAUCUCAAAAAGUAGCACAAGCUAAUAGAAAGAAACCAAAUUCUGUAAAUGACUUAAAUAACACACAAAAAAAUAUUCAUAAACUCAACACUACUGAAUUUAAUGACAAUGAUUAUACUGAUAAUAAAACUACAAAGUCAAAACCUAACAUAAUAGUACAAGCGAUAGACGACAAACUAGACUUUAAAAACAGACCUUACUAUAACAGAGACGACUUAGACAAUGACUUUGAAUCGCGUGACAACAAACCCAUUGUACCUGUGACAGAAAACUUUCAAUCCUCAGCUAGGUCCAAUGACGACGAUACUUUUGAACAAACACUUUCUACAGAAAAAACUUUACUGACUGACCGACCGAUACUUCCUAUGGAUAAGUCUUCGCAAGUUGACAAAAUUAAUCCAACGACUGAGAACAUUUACAAAUUACUCACUUUCGGAUACGUAGGGACUUACAGAGGCGACGCGAUCACCAAUAGUAACAAAGACAAUACUCGUAUUACUGACAAUGACAAAAUACAUGACGUAAUAAGUAAAGACUUUUCGACUGUUGAGAUUGACAAAGAUGAUGCUAACUUUACUGAUGACUUAAAUAAUACUAAACUUUCAACUUUUAUCCUUUAUGAGACCGCGACAAAACCUUACAACUUACACAGACCGACAAGACGAAACGAUGACGAACAUUUGACUGUAGAUCCAAAAAAUAAAUACUUUUUCAUGCAUAACGUUUUACGAAAAUAUCCAGAUGGAUCAUCAUUGAAGGACUAUAACCAAAUAAAAGGAGAAAAAGCAAAUGAUAAUGUAAAAACGAAUUCUCCAACGUUAGAUGAUUUAGGAAUACAGGAAAGAUCAGGGAUAAAUAAAUUAUCUUCAAACAUAGAUGAGUCUAAACCGAUCAGUAGUAAUAAGCCGAAACAUAAGAGACCUGCCACUUCUGUGAAAACUCCAUCAGUAGCUUUCCAAAUAAUUCCAAGUGAAAACAACCCUUCACAGUGGGCAGUAUACGACGAGAAAGAAGAUCUUCCUGGAGGAUUCCCCCAGAGGAUGCCCUCCAUCAAAUCUGACCCCUACGCUCUUCGAGAAAUUCCUCGACCUAUGAACUUCAACUCUUUUAGACGAAGACCUGGACGAAUUUAAUUAUGGAACAAUUUAGAAACUACACUUUAAAUUUUAUAAUAUUAGUAUUUAAGAUAUUCAGUUUAAAAAUGGGAAAAAUCUUUUCCGAGAGCGUGUACGGUGCUAGGGUUGGCGGCCAGGUGCUAUUUUUCGAAUUAAUUAUUAUCAACAUAUCAUUUCGACAUUAAGGAACAUGUAUUGCUUAAUACCGAGGUGAGAUGUCAGAUGUUAAAUAUCAUAUGUGACUGCUGUAAGACUGGUUAUUUUUUACGUUAAAAGCGGAUAAAACAGACAUAAAAUGCUGACAAAUAUGGAUAUUUUGUAAUAUGACAGGACAUU